GCCGUUGAGGACCGUGACGGUCCGGAGCGGCGAGAGUUUCACAGGAGAAGCGGAGGAAGGAGCGGAGGAGCCCUUCAAGCGCCACCCUCACCUGCCGCCGCGCUCGCCCAGCUCUCCGCGGCGGAAACAUGCUAGUUGACAGAAGCGCGCGUCCUCCUCUCGUGCCUUCGCCGACACCUUCAGGGAGUUCGCUGGUCCCGGCGCCCCGGCCGGGAGGCGAUGUGUAGGCGCAGCCGUCCGACGGACUGAGCCCCGCGGAGUUUGGAUGUAGAGAAGCUUCAAUUCGUUGACUCCGGAGAAAAGCAGCGCGGCGGAUGUAGCCUUCGGGGAGGAGGUUCAGAAAGCGAAACACUGUACCUGCCACGGUGUCUCCUUCUUCUUCUUUUUCGCCUCUCUCCCCGCGGCUCGUCCUCCUGUGAGCUCCGCUCCGCUCCGCUUCGCCUGGCCGUGCAGUGGGAGAGACAGGGGGGGCAGCCAUGCAGGUGAAGAAGCACCGGGACUCGAACCGGAGCGGCGGGGACAUGCUGCAAGGAGACGGUCCCCGCAAAAAGUCCUCCUGCUUCUCGAAUAUCAAGAUAUUCUUGAUAUCGGAAUGCGCCCUCAUGCUGGCGCAGGGCACCGUCGGAGCGUACCUGGUGAGCGUGCUGACCACUCUGGAGCGGCGGUUCAACCUGCAGAGCGCCGACGUCGGAGUGAUAGCCAGCAGCUUUGAGAUCGGCAACCUGGCGCUGAUCUUGUUCGUCAGCUAUUUCGGGGCCAAGGCUCAUCGGCCCCGGCUGAUCGGCUGCGGGGGCAUCGUCAUGGCACUCGGCGCUUUCCUGUCCGCUUUGCCCGAGUUUCUGACCAAACAGUACGAGAUUGGGGAAAUGUGGAGGACUGACGUGGGCCGGGACAUUUGCUCCAACAGCAGCAGCGCGCAGGCCCAGGAGGCCGAGGACGCCGUGUGCGCCAACAGAACCAACACCAACAUGAUGUACCUGCUGCUGAUCGGGGCCCAGGUCCUGCUGGGGAUCGGAGCCACGCCGGUGCAGCCUCUGGGGGUUUCCUACAUCGAUGAUCACGUGAAGAAGAAGGACUCGUCGCUCUAUAUAGGCAUCCUCUUCUCCACCCUGGUGUUCGGACCGGCCUGCGGCUUCAUCCUCGGCUCCCUCUGCACCAAGUUCUAUGUGGAUGCGAUGUUCAUUGACACCAGUGAGUCCAGACUGGGCAUCACUCCGGACGACCCGCGGUGGAUCGGCGCCUGGUGGGCAGGCUUCCUGCUCUGCGGUGCCUUGCUCUUCUCCUCGGCUCUCCUGAUGUUCGGCUUCCCUCAGUCGCUGCCGAGGGAGAGGGAGGAAGGAGCGGAGAGCGAGCAGGUUAUGCUCCCUUCCCCUCUGAGCCCAGAGUAUGAGACACCGAAGGCCUGCAACGGAGCCGUUCCCAGCCACGAGCCUGCCAACAGCGCCACCUGCUGUCAGCAGCUGAGAGUGAUUCCGAAGGUGACCAAGCACCUCCUGUCGAACCCGGUCUUCACCUGCAUCAUCCUGGCCGCCUGCAUGGAGAUCGCCGUGGUGGCUGGAUUCGCAGCCUUCCUGGGGAAAUACCUGGAGCAGCAGUUCAAUCUCACCACCACCUCAGCGAACCAGCUGCUCGGUAUGACAGCCAUUCCGUGCGCCUGUCUGGGGAUCUUCAUGGGCGGCCUGCUGGUGAAGAAGCUCAACCUCUCGGCCCUGGGCGCCAUCCGCAUGGCCAUGCUGGUCAACCUGAUCUCCACCGCCUGCUACGUCUCCUUCCUGUUCCUCGGCUGCGACACGGGUCCCGUCGCAGGAGUCACCGUCAAAUACGCAAACGAGACUCUGCGGCCAGGCAUGAAACCGGAGGCUCAGUGCAUCAGUCACUGCAACUGCUUCACCUCCUCCAUCAGCCCCGUGUGCGGCUCCGACGGCGUCACCUACCUGUCUGCGUGCUUCGCCGGCUGCUCCCGCACAGGAGUCGCUCAGACCACGUCGACCGUCACCCAGAACCUGACGGGCUGCUCCUGCAUCCCCUCUGAGAGCGAGGUGGCCGCUGCCGUCCCCGGGAAGUGUCCCAUGCCGGGCUGCCAGGAGGCCUUCCUCAUCUUCCUGUGUGUGAUCUGUGCCUGCAGCCUGGUGGGAGCCAUGGCCCAGACGCCGUCCGUCAUCAUCCUCAUCAGGACCGUGAGCCCCGAGCUGAAAUCGUACGCACUGGGAGUUUUGUUCCUUUUGCUCCGACUCAUCGGAUUCAUUCCCCCUCCUCUGAUCUUCGGCGCCGGGAUCGACUCCACCUGCCUCUUCUGGAGCUCGGACUGCGGCGACAAGGGCGCCUGCCUGCUGUACGACAACGUGGCGUACAGGCACCUCUACGUGAGCCUGGCCAUCAUCCUCAAGGGCGUGGCCUUCCUCCUCUACACCACCACCUGGUAUUGCCUGCGCAGGAACUACAAGAAGUACAUCAAGAGCCACGAGGGCAACAUGACGCCCACCGAGUUCUACCCGUCGCUGACCGACGGGCCCAAACUGGCGGACAGGACAAAGUUUAUAUACAACCUGGAGGACCACGAGUUCUGUGAAAACAUGGAGUCCGUUUUAUAGAAAUAAAGGACAUCGAAGAGGUUUAUAUUCUCUCAGAGGAAUAUUUUAUGGUUUUAAUCUUCUUUUGUUUGAAAGAAGUUUGUUUUUUUUUUGUUUUUUUUGGUCAAGGCGAUCUAUUUAACGGACCCCCCAGGUCUCGGGAGCUCUCCGCCGCGCUCCACAUCCUCGGUAAACUUUCGAAAAGGGUCCACUGUAGUCGUUUACGUUAUCAGCGAGGUGUUGUCAAGUGUUGCCAGUGAAUUCCCGUGUUGACUUGGUGGUAGAGGACGGCUGCGGUUCCGGUCCGGGCCGGGCCGGCUCAGUCCUAGUUCUUCAUUAGCGAGCGGACGCCGCGCUACUACGUACUAGAGUUGCCAUAUUGUUUUAGAAUCUGUCACGGUUUCCAGUGAAGAAAAAAAAAUGACAGUUUAGUUUGGUUUUUUUUCUCAGUCAGCACUGUGUGAUCUGUCUGUCACUCUCAAGAAAAAAAAACACAAAGGUUUGUAUGGUUACAACUAAAAAAAAUACAAAAAAAAGUUUGAUUAAUUCUCCAGUUCUUUGUUUUUGAGAGUUGCCAAGUGUUUACAGACUAGUAGUUCAAGGGUCAAUGCGGUUUAUUUUUGGUUUUUUUUUAUUUCAGAGAACAGAAACGGCCCGACUGGGUUGUUUUAGUGGCCUAUUAGACGUUCUAACUGUGCAGUUUCUUGUUCUCUCGCUGGAUCGUAGACACUGUUAUCGAUGCUCCGCACACGAGACGGCCGAGUCCCGUCUCUUCAAGGCGCAACCGUGCAAUUCAGACCUGAUCCGUCUCCGGUUACUGGUAGUGUGUGUGUGUUCUUAUUCCCACGUUCGUCUCGUCGACGUCUGCAGAGUUUUAUUCAGCCUAAUAUGUCUUAAUAAGGGAUUAAUUCAGUAGGAAUGUUAAUU
Salarias fasciatus (jewelled blenny) is the source of this 3497-nucleotide messenger RNA. It is a transcript of the gene slco3a1a, whose product is annotated as solute carrier organic anion transporter family member 3A1a. Bases 477 to 2591 code for a protein of 704 amino acids. The transcript has 10 exons. Gene Ontology annotation, cellular component: basolateral plasma membrane. Lineage: Eukaryota; Metazoa; Chordata; Actinopteri; Blenniiformes; Blenniidae. Gene Ontology annotation, biological process: sodium-independent organic anion transport; prostaglandin transport; transmembrane transport. The record is from RefSeq and is a predicted model, not a curated record. Gene Ontology annotation, molecular function: protein binding.